This is a messenger RNA of Phaeodactylum tricornutum CCAP 1055/1, 561 nucleotides long. RefSeq lists its product with no specific name. Lineage: Eukaryota; Bacillariophyta; Bacillariophyceae; Surirellales; Neidiaceae. Gene Ontology annotation, cellular component: endoplasmic reticulum; membrane. The record is from RefSeq and is a predicted model, not a curated record. The transcript has a single exon. The annotation marks the transcript as partial. Gene Ontology annotation, biological process: C-terminal protein methylation. Gene Ontology annotation, molecular function: protein C-terminal S-isoprenylcysteine carboxyl O-methyltransferase activity.
AUGGCCUGGCAGUGGUGCACUUAUGGCGUUUGUGUUUGCACCUUUCAUCUCCUGGAAUUUGGCGUAACUGCAAUUUCGAAUCCGACAGUGGUGUCAGCGGAUUCGUUUUUGGUGAAUCACUCUCUGACAUACACCGCAGCGGCCUUAACAUCAUGGACAGAGUUUGGUCUUAGAGUAGCGUUGGUUCCUUCGUGGAAUUAUCCGAGUAUGUCUGUAUGCGUGGCACUCCCUUUGGUACUACUCUCCCAAAUGAUUCGCUCGCUGGCGAUGGCAACUGCUGGUGAAUCAUUUAAUCAUCUCAUUCAAACAACCAAGAAAGAAAACCAUGUGUUGAUUACUCACGGCAUUUACAAACUACUCCGACAUCCCUCCUAUGUUGGAUUCUACUAUUGGUCCGUUGGUACGCAACUCUUGCUCGGAAAUUUCCUGCAUGCAGCUGCUUUCGCGGUCGUCUCAUGGGUGUUUUUCAAUCGUCGAAUCGCCUACGAAGAAGAAAGUCUGUGCCUGCAUUUUCCACAUGAAUAUCCCGCUUAUGUGGCAAGGUCAUGGAUGGGGAUUCCC